CAUGGCCGCUGUGUCAGGCCCCGGAAGGCGUGGGCGGGGUGCGGUUUUGGGUGGAAACUGAAAACAACGUCGGGACUGCUCGCAGGUUCACAAGGUCAGCGUGACAGCGCCGGACCACGACCGCUACUUCGAAGAAGGCUCGCCUGGCGCCACCGCUUUGUCGUGUCAACUCGGCGGCUUGCUACGAUCACGGGUAAUAUGAUGAGCCAUCGCCGCCUCGGAAAUGGCCCUAGCCGACGACGAAUGCCCGAGAGCCGACGGCAUUCGAGUCCGAAAACUGCGGAGAAAACUGCAGGACCUUCGUGAGAGGGCCGUCGUGUCCGGUCUGUCCGACGACGAUGUCUCGGCCGUCGUGGCCGAGGAGGUGGCGGCGAACGUUUCGCCGUCGGUCAGCGGCGGCCUGCUGCUCAAAUGGGCCUUCAUCGUGGCCACCCUGGCCUACGUCUGCUUCAACCGGGGCCUUCCGGACCUGGCCAACGACCGGUGUCUCGUGUACCCCGGGGGCCUGUACCUGGAGUUCACGCGGCCCGUGCUGCCGUGCGACUUCUGCCGCUCGCCGACCCAGGUGACGGAGUUGACCGAGAUGAGCAAGGAGGAGUUCCUGCGCGUCGGCUAUGCCGACAAGCCGAUUGUGCUCAGGGGCGGCGCAGCGCACUGGAGGGCGAUGCAGACGUUCAGCUACGAGUUCCUCCGGGACGUCUACCGCAACACGAGCGGAGCGUUCGAAGAGAGCCGCCGCUACUGCCAGUUCUUGAAGUCCGCCACCGACUUCGAGGAUCUGGAGGACUUCUUCUCCAUGCCGGACUCGCGUGUUCACAUGUCGAGGCCGGAGGAAGAGCCGUGGUACGUGGGAUGGAGCAACUGUGACCAGAGGGUCGUCGCAACCCUGAGGAAGCACUACACUAGACCCGACUUCUUUCCCGAAGAUUCCGAAGCUAGCGUCAUCGACUGGAUAUUUAUUGGAUAUGCGGGAAAUGGAAUUAAGACACAUCUGGAUUACGUCCUCCGUCCAUCAUGGCAAGCUCAGAUCCGGGGAGCAAAGACCUGGACCCUGCUGCCACCGCCAGAGUGCGAGUCGGUGUGCGUGCCUUCGCUAAAGGUCACCAUCAGGCCCGGUGACAUUAUAAUGGUGAAUACCAACCGCUGGUACCACAGCACACUGGUCGAGCCAGGCAACAUCAGUAUCACUAUUGGAUCAGAGUACGACUGAGGCUCGCAUGAUGCUUGAUGCUGUGCCACAAGGGUGCAAGGAGUUGCCGCAGCCUCCUGUAAUUUUUCAAUGCCAAACCAGUCACAUCAAAACCGGGGGUCACUGAGAGGGUCGAACUUCCCCAGCAGUUAGUUGGUCACAGUUUAUGGGGCACGGUUGGGGUCACAUCAACUAUCCCUCAUCACACGUGUGAAAACCGUGAGUGAGGCGUAGCGUAGCAGCAGUGGCCAGCUAAAUUUGUCUACGCUCUAGCAAAAACAGGUAUGAAAUGACUGGGAAUGCGGCGCUGCUGCAGUGGACCACUGGCUCCCCAUGCAUUACGCAAGUGACUGGGCAGGCAUUGUAAAAAUAUAGUGGACUAUGGAAAUGACAUUAACUGCUCAAUGCCUUAACAUUUAAACGUUUAAUGCCAUUUGCAUGGUGCCACAUAGACAUACGUAACAACAUUAAAUAUUAAUGCUGCUUGCAGCAUAGUGCAUUGUCACUACUGAUUUGGCCUUGAAUUCGUACACUCGGUCCCAGCAUUAGCAGUGACGGCUCCGCUCGGAAAAAUACAUUUCUGAAGUAACCUGAAAUAUCUAACGUAAGAUAUGUCUAGCAAUAAUGUAUUCAGUGGCAUUUAUUGAACUUUUGAUUGCUAAACAAACUCAUUAAAAGAUAAUUUCCCGAUUGGCAAACUUACUGCAUUCACUGCAGCUAUCAUCAUCACAAUGUAUAAUGUAAUUAGAAAUGUGGACGUAGCAGCUUUAGGUAUAAUGGCAUUAGGAAACUUUAAAGUCUUAGACUCUUAAUGGGAAUUGACCUCACCCCUGUGGCGUGAGCAUUAAGCUGGUCAAUGCCAACCACUGGUAAAACAUCACGGUGGAUAAGCCACAUGACAUCAGUAUUAGCGCCACCGGAUCAGAGUGCUGCUGAGGCUUGCCUAAUACUUCACGUUGGCUUGCACAGCAAGCACGCAGCAGCAGCACUGUUGUGGCAGCUAGAGAGGUUACCUUGCCAAGACGGCAACUUCGCAGAUCAAGUAUGAAUAGUUUUGCUUGCACCGCGUUAUUGGAAAUGCAUACAUGUGACCUACUGCUUUGCAGGAGUCUAAGUGCAUUGCCUUAAAUAUAUUAGCAAAGCAUGCCAUCUCACACAUAAUCCAACGAACACUUGUCCUGUACCAUGGAGUACGAAAAAAAGAACAGGAACUGCUUCACUGCAACAUUUUUUACCAUAGGUAGUGCACCUCGGCUUACAGCCAAGUGUACUUUCAUUACCACUCCCUUUUCUAUGCACUACUGCGACUGUAAAAUGCCAGAAUCUUUAUAAGCUGUCUUUGAGCUUAGCAUGCAUGCCUCAGUUAAUGUGGCACAAGAUGUCACUGCUGCGUGCUGCUUGAAGGUAAAGUAUAUAAAGGGACAGUAAAGGCAAACAUUGAAUCUAUGUGCACUGGUUAGAUUAGUUUUAUGCUAUGAGAUGGCUUAGCUGCGGAGAAAAUUGUGACUGAAAGAGACCGCAUAGUUCUUCCACAAAUCGAGUUGCCCUAUGACGAACGGAGUGGCUUAUGUAGGAAGCCUACACUGCGCCAGAAAUCUCAGGGUAAAGCCAUGCUUUACCAGGUGCUGCGGCCAGCCUUGAGUCAAAGGUCCCUACGUGGAGGGUGCCAGUACGAGAGUUUUAUUCUUGGUAAAGGUUAUGCUUUGGUAACCUUGGAGUAGUACUAAUACAUCACCUUAUCUUGACUUUAUGUUUGCCUUUAUUGUCCAGACCGAUGCCUUGUGCAGUAUGAGCCGCGUUGCUUUCAAAUGCGAGUCCCAAGUCUUUCACACAUGUUCGUAGUAAAGACAAUGCUAUUUCUGUAUCACAAACAUGCAGCAUGCCAAAAUGUUAAAAUAGUUUUCUAGAAGGUCAUACAGCAUUGUUUCGCUGUACACGUCAACUGUUUAAAGUAGAACAUUCAUGCAUUCAAUGUUUCGAUGAAAUGUGUGAGCUUGUUUGUCGUAGAGCUUGUAGUGUGGUGCAAGGUAGAGAUAAGCCAGUAGAUAUUGCAAGGUAUGCAGUGCUACCACAAAAAUGAGCUUUUUUUCUGGUGAUGUUUAGCAUAGACAGAUGCUUUCACUUUUGUAGCGGCUGAAAAUUACGGUGACGAGAGUUACGCCAGAUUUUGGUGGCCUUGACAUGGAGAUGAACUUCUUAUAAUGCCGUCGGAAUAGUUCUUUGCUCAGUGUCAUUUGAUGAUAGGGCUUUUUCCCAGUUAAUGGAAGUCCUUGACCGGUGGUCAGCUCAUAUUAUUGUUGAGUUUCAUGUACAGUUCUUGUGCUUCCUACGCACACGUUCCAAUGCAAUAAGUCACCGGUUAAACCAGGCAUUAUGCCCGAAAUUGUUGGGCUUUGGCAAUAACACAGUAUAAAACUGUUUUGUCAUUUCUGUGUGAAUUGUUGUGCAGUCGAACCUUGCUAUAACGAAGUCGUAUUCAAUGUGAAAAUACAUUCAUUGUAGCUCAUAUUUAUGGUAUCCAUUACAGGCUAAUGUCGGCGAGGAAAAUUUUAGGUUUACUUUGUUAUAUGCAAUAAUUUGUUACAUCUGUGUUCGUUAUAUCAUGGUUUGACUGUGUUAGUAUUUUUAUAUCUAGUCCUUUUGUACCAAAGUAUUGCAUGUUCAAGGGUCGUGCAAGAGCCAAUUACCUGGCAUUUAACAGGUUCGCUUUUCCGCUGUUAUAUCUUAUCUUUGAAGCAGCGUAUUUUUGAAGGCUCAUAAUAGUGUGUGAAUGCUACAAGGUUUUACGCAUGUGUACGUAAACGCAUUUAUAAAGUUGUCUUUCCGUCACCACUUGACAAAGCUUGCCUUGGCUGCAAGGUUCACCCAAAUGUGCGACAGCCUUUUAUGCCACUUUCUAGAUUUCAGGUUUCAAGUCAGCAAACUAUGACCUGUGAUGCUCUGUGGUCAUUGUUAUUUGCACAUUCUGGCGUGAUGGCAUUUUGUCAUUUGUGUGCUAACUACACGGAUGCAUUCAAUAUGUUACUAUAUUGCCAAAAUGUUGGGUACCUUGCUACGCGUGCACUAUGCUCCACGUGUAGCGGCGUUGCGUAAAUUGUAGCUGUUUGUUGUUGUACCCAGGCUGAUUUAGCGUGCUUUCAGUAUACAGUAUUGUAGACGAAGUUUGUUAACGUAACCGGUAAUUGUCAGAUGUGGUAUUGUUAGGAGUGGAACUGCCCUCUAUACAGUUUUUUAACACUCCCGUUCGCUUCUCUAACGCCUAACAUAGCAUCCUGAAAGAUUGCAUCAAUGCAGACAUGCCGCUGUGUUAACUUUGCAGUGUACGAAGUAAGAAAGAAAAAACAAAUAUUAAAGCUCAGGAAUAGACAGUAUGCAAGUAUGAAUAGAAGCCCGAGGUUCGACCUCACUUUUGUACGGCAGCUGUGUUAUACUUAUUUCCUGUUUCUGCCACUUUCCCUGAAACACGUGUCACAGUUCUUUUUGUCUCCGAGGCUCUUUGCUUUCCUGCAAUUCACCAUCAUUAGCGUUUACUAGAACAUUAAUACAGAAAUUAAAAACCAGGGACUUACCCAAGGGGGAGGCAGAGCCGAGAAAUAAAAUUAUGAUCAAUCCAUACAUCACAAUGCAGUUCUACAUGAUAGAGGCGAAUGGAGGAAAUCAAACAGCACAACACAACAUGUGAUAGUACACAACAUGAGUAUACUGAACAACCAGUGUUAACACUGUUGACAUUUAUACUUAGUGUGACCAACUGUCACGCAAAGCCAAGACAGCGCACUCGGCACUCUGCCAAGAAUGCCGUCGCUUGUAGACGUGUCCAGCACUAGUAAUGCGAAAUCUAGAGAAUGUAUAUCCCAAAGUGAUUGCAUAAGAAUACUAAUACCAUGCCCCCAUUUUCUCUGUUGUUUUCCGGUACCAACCACUGCCGUCCUUACUCUCGAGGAUGGUGUCGCCUCCUUAUGCGCCCUCAGCUUAGGAGAGAGACAUUGGUUUGUGUUGUACCUUGGCAGUCAUUCCAAGUGACAUUGUCCUCCAACACUUAUACUGCGGUCACCUCGCCCUCUACUGAAAGAAGGGUCAUUGACCAUUAAUGUGUCGCUACAAUAUAAACAUGCUCGCCUGUUCUGCAUUCGGAAACUGGUGGCGGUAGUCAUUUCUUGCGAUGACGGAGGAUAGUAACAUGAGCCAUGACAGUGCGUUUCAGAGCCCGCUUUUAGACGGGUCACAAAUUUCUGAAAGACAAGUCCGAGUGCUUAACGAGCAGAUGAAGGCAAUAACGCAGACGGAUAGAACUUGCCGGAUUAUUUUUUGAGUGUGACGGCUUCCGAGUAUGUGAAACCGCUGCGUUAAUGGUUUCUGAACACGUUGCAGACUUUUUAUGUUGGAGUCUGAUAUAUGGAAGUAAUCACAGUGGUGCAAGGUCGAAGCAAAAAAAAUACAUGUGCAAGUUGACUUUGACUGGUUUAAAUUUUAGAUAGUUCAUAUGCUCAGGUGGCCCUGAAUGAAAGUGUAUUUUAUUAUAAGCUCAAGUUUGCUGUGCUCACAUGCGCAUGCGACUUUGUGGCAUUUUCUUUCCAUUAGAAUACUGCACUUUAGGCAGUAUUGUGUUCACAGUCUAGGCUACACUGGUAUAACGUAUCUGUUUGCUACAAUGUAGUGGGCGUUCAUCAACGUGUAGCUACAUAAUUAUGUAUUUGCAUAAGUGUGUGCUUUCUUGUGAAGAAGUGGUUGUUAUUUCUUGUGCAAUGAAUGGUUGACUGCUAGGUAGACCUGUUACGAUUUACAUAUUACACUUAGUCUAGGAAAGCUCUAUGCUCCAGUAGGUGCACUUUACAAAGCAGUAAACGAAGUGUGCCGCGACAGCGCACGCUGAAAAUGUCUCGCUACAUGCAUAAGCUCGAGUCAAAUCGUGCUCUCACAGUUAAUGUGUUGCGAUGGCACCAUUUCAAGCACUGCAACCUGGCACUGAAUUUUCAUUGGUUCGGCAAAGUCUUGCCAAUAAUAACUGCACUUGUUCAUCCAUGGCACUUCUUGUAUUUUGCGCGCUUUCUGAUGCAUACAAACUUCUCGAGCCCUGGGCUCAAGCGUCGGGUGACACGACUUCGGCAGAGCUGAGCCUUGCCAAUAUGGUUAGGGAAGAAGAAACAUUCACAAAAGCAUACAAUUCAGUUUGUGCAACCAGGAUGGUGGUGGGUUUAGUCUUCUUCACCACAUAGCUAUUCGGGAAAUGGUAUGAACCUGGAACAUUGAGGUUGUAUUGUGCCAGAGGGCCAGCUGUGAGCACUCAAGCAAACUCGCAUCUUCUUUUCUAAAUUGUUUGGGUCGAAGCAGUAGCGAAGCUGUUAGGUUGGGUUCACCAACCUCAACACUCGUGCAGCACAAGUGCGAUGGCUGUGCCACUUCAAAGCUCUAAUAAAAUCACUUUAUGAAGAUAAAAUUCACUUUGGACUCUGCUGUUAUGACUAAUUUUUGCUCACUUCAGCUACAAUUUGUAAGUGUGAAGAGAAAGUCUAUGACAUUGCAGAUGCCUCUUACCAGCUCCCAUUGAGCACCGCUGCCACUGGCAGCUUUUGUAGCAGCAGCGGAUCACUUGAUGAGGUUGUUCCGUAACAUAGUUGAAGACAGUAAUGCCAAUAAAUAAGCAUAACAAGGACAGUCAUGAGAAUGACAACUUUAGUGGCACUUUUUUUGUGCUGACUCAGGUUUUCCAGUACGACGAACAAGCUAGCCCAAAUUAUUGGCUUGUGUUUGUAUUAGUAUACCAACAGCUCCUGCUUUGUCCCAAAUUUAGCUACUGGGAGUUGGUACUUGCUUCUGCACAAAAUGUGCACUGUUCCUGCAUCCGACUGCCUCAAAACUUCCGGUAAACGUGUUUGACGUGCAAGAAUUUUUGAGCAGUUGCUGGCUCACUGCAGGGCGUACUUAUACCAAAGGUUUAGCAAGGUCAGACACCCAACUGUCACAUUGGUUUUACUUGUGCAUUUGCUACGUGUUAGAAGCUCAAGGGCAUGUACAUUUCUAUUUGCUAAAGUACAUCCCUAAGGAAUGGCCACUUUGCUGACAACUAUCAGCGAUUACAAGCAAUACCGUUUUCCUGGUGCUACACUUCUACAAUGAAUGACCUUGCUUUUGAACGAGGCACUGUUUCAGGGUUUUGUCACCGUCCUAUUUACAACGUGAACUAAAAGAAAGUCAAUAAAAUGUUCCACAGCAUG
Messenger RNA from Dermacentor andersoni, 7404 nucleotides. RefSeq lists its product as uncharacterized. NCBI's taxonomy places the organism in Eukaryota, Metazoa, Arthropoda, Arachnida, Ixodida, Ixodidae. Gene Ontology annotation, molecular function: 2-oxoglutarate-dependent dioxygenase activity. The record is from RefSeq and is a predicted model, not a curated record.